Molecule: messenger RNA, 913 nt
Organism: Acyrthosiphon pisum (pea aphid)
Lineage: Eukaryota; Metazoa; Arthropoda; Insecta; Hemiptera; Aphididae
Product: kelch-like protein 3
Exons: 5
Coding region: 1-744 (247 amino acids)
Molecular function (GO): protein binding
Source: RefSeq, a predicted model, not a curated record
AUGGUAGAUUUUAUGUAUUCCGGAAAAAUCCUGGCAUUACUACCGGCAGCAAAUCUCUUGUUCUUAAACGAUGUAAAAGAGGCAUGCUGUGAAUUUUUACAGAAACAACUAAAUCCUACAAAUUGUCUUGGUAUAAACGCGUUAGCUGAUAAAUACAGCUGUACUGAAUUACUAUCAAUUUCAGAAGUGUACAUACGACAACACUUUUUAGAAGUGGUUGAGGCAGAUGAAUUCCUGUGCUUAUCAUCUAUACAGAUCGUUAAGUUGAUCUCUAGUGAUAAGCUUAAUAUGUUUCUAUCUGAAAAAGAAGUUGGAGGGUAUAAUGAUGAAACAGAUAAGGUUUUAAACUCAGUUGAGUGUUAUGAUCCCACUACCGAUUCAUGGACUUCAAUCGCAAAAAUGCAAGUACGUCGCUGUAGCGUUGGUGUAAGAGUCUUAGAUGGUAUACUAUAUGCUUUGGGUGGUUAUGAUGGAUCAAAAACUCUGAGGAGUGUUGAAACAUACAGUUCUAGUAGAGGAAUAUGGACUAGUAUUGCUGACAUGCAUUUGUGUCGAAAAUAUUCAGGAGUAGUUGCAUUAGGUGGAAUGCUGUAUGUCAUUGGUGGAAGCGACGGAACUUGUAAUUUGAAGUCUGUAGAAAUGUACAACCCCAAAACCAAUACCUGGACUAUGCUUACAGCGUUGCCAUACGGAGAACCAUGUUAUGGGUGGACAUUAGUGAUUGAUAAGCCACCUUAUUUUUAAAACUUAUGAAAUUAUUAAAAUUUGAAUUACUUACUAAAACUUAAUAAAAUAAAUUUGUUUUUAUUAUUGUAUGUUCAUAAUAAUUAAAUAUUUCAAUAAAUUAGGUGGUAUUACAGUUAUAUUUUAUUGUUUUUAAAAUUUAAAUUAAACUAUAAUUAUACUAUGAAAA